Messenger RNA from Closterium sp. NIES-65, 2067 nucleotides. Lineage: Eukaryota; Viridiplantae; Streptophyta; Zygnematophyceae; Desmidiales; Closteriaceae. The record is from the annotation of a GenBank genome assembly.
AUGAACAGUCUGCCUGACGAAAUUCUUUCCAGAAUUCUCUUUCUCGCAGCAACCCCCCACAUCGACUCUCAACUCGACGCUGCCGCGAGUGACACGGUGCCCAGCGUGGAUUCCGAUGUCAGCCCGUGCCAUGGCAUGGGGAUGGUGUCGAAGCGAUGGGCCUUGCUGCUGCCCGUCGUGCGCAUCACCGCUGCUGCAGACUCGCCAUCUCGUCGGGAGGACUCUGCCGAUCAAUACGACUCGCUGCUUCCCGCCUCCACGCUCUCCGCGCCCGCGCUCUUCCGCGCCUUGUCCCGCGCGCCAAGCGCGACUUCACUCACGCUGGGCGAUGACGCCCUCGAUCUCUACGACCACCACUUCCUUACCUCGCUGCUCGCCGCUUGUCCCAAGCUCACGCAGGUGAGCUUCGGCGAGCCUUGUUUUACCGCCGCACCGCCGCCCUUCACGAUCGGCCUCGCACCGCUCGACUCAUUCUUCCGCGCUGCAGCGCCGCAGUUACAGGAGCUCGCGCUGCUGCUUCCUCCCGUCGUCACGAGACUUCCUGAUUCCAUCUCGUCGCUGUCCUCGCUGCGCGUGCUUCGCCUGCGCUCCAACACGUUGCAACAGCUCCCGGACGGACUGUGCCAUCUGCGCGCACUUCAGGAGCUGCAUCUCACCUGCCCCAUGCUGCAGGAGCUGCCCGAGAACUUGGGGCAGCUGAAAGCUUUGAGGCACCUGUCCAUGAGGAGGGGGUGCAGGAGCUCGUACCGCCCGCCCGAUUCUCUAGGCGACCUCUCGUUGCUCUCCUCCCUCCGCAUUAACGGAAAUCUGCAGCAGCUGCGGCGCCUGGAGCUGCGACACUUCGAGGGCGAGCUGCCAGACGCGUGGGCGAAGCUGGAAGAGGUUUCGCUGGACAAGUGCAGCAUGCGCUCUCUCCCGCCCACAUGGCUGGAGACCCUCACUCGCCUCACCCUCCGCUCCUGCGACCACCUCGAGCCUCUCCCCAUCCACCACAUCCCCUGCGAUUUACCGCUGCGACACUUGACUGUCGAGGGUGUUUGGUCCACUGUGCCGUUCCACCCACUCAGCCGACUCACCUCCCUCCAACGCCUCAAGGUCUUGGGUUCAAGGUCCCGUGGCAACGUGAAUGUGGACUUUCCUGUGGGCUUGUUCGCCUUGCCGUCGCUGUCGCACGUGAGUGUGGACAGGAUGUCUUCAUCCCCUCUCCCCCUCCUCACCUCGCCCGCCUGCUUUCACUUCGGAAAUUAUGCAUCAAGGAGAGCGCCUACUUUCCACACACUGGGACCUUCGUUCCAGACAACAUCAGAGAAGAGGGUUCUAUCAUUUCUGGAAAGGAUGACCAGGAUGACUAGUCCAGAAGAGCUGCUUGCACAGUGUAGUCAGUUGGAGCAUCUGCCUCAAGAGUUUGGCUCCCUUGGGGCACUAACGAAGGUGACUAUUGAGGGGGUGUUUUCCUCUCUGCCAAACACUCUCAGCGGCCUGUCUUCCCUGCAAGAAGCAUCCUUGACCUCCCCAGUUCUUGCCAGCCUGCCUCCCUCCUUUUGUCUCCUCUCUCGCCUGCACACACUCACCAUAACCGGCAGUGGCUGCCUUGUCACCCUGCCCGCUGAUUUCGGCUCCCUAGGCGCCCUCCAACACCUCUCCAUCCACUCCUGCUCUCACUUGCAGAGCCUUCCCGACUCGUUCUCCUCGCUCGUCUCCCUCGUCCGUCUCACCAUCACACAGUGCCCUAACCUUUCCAACCUCGCUCAUGGUUUCGGCUCCCUGCCCCGACUAGCCCGGCUGACAAUCAACGGCUGUGAAUCCUUCACUCACCUGCCCGCCUCCUUCCCCUCUCUGCUGUCCCUCCGUGUGGCCGACUUCCGCCGCUGCGAGCGCCUGCACUCACUGCCUCCUCAGAUGGGCCUGCUGCCGCUCCUGGAAGUGCUGCAUCUACAGGACUGUUCAGCACUCAAGUCUCUCCCGGAUUCACUCAGAUGGGCCAGGUCACUCAGGCAUGUCGAUGUGUCUUACAGUGGGUUGGAUAAAGAGGGAGGUUCGGCGGGCUGGUGUGGCACAGGAGUAUAG